This is a messenger RNA of Panonychus citri (citrus red mite), 1595 nucleotides long. RefSeq names its product 26S proteasome regulatory subunit 4 (gene Rpt2). Lineage: Eukaryota; Metazoa; Arthropoda; Arachnida; Trombidiformes; Tetranychidae. The record is from RefSeq and is a predicted model, not a curated record. Gene Ontology annotation, biological process: proteasome-mediated ubiquitin-dependent protein catabolic process. Bases 165 to 1520 code for a protein of 451 amino acids. Gene Ontology annotation, cellular component: proteasome regulatory particle, base subcomplex. Gene Ontology annotation, molecular function: ATP hydrolysis activity; proteasome-activating activity; ATP binding. The transcript is spliced from 4 exons.
GGUUUUUGUUUGUUUCAUCAAACCUUUUUUCUUGUGAAUUUAAUUUUUUACUUCUUAAUUGUUCUUAUUUAGAAUUAAUUGUUUAUUUAAUUUGUUUGAUUGUUUAACAUAAUUGUGACUUAGUGAUCGUGAUUUAGUCAAAUCUCAGUUUUUAUUCUGCUCUGAUGGGUCAGAACCAAUCCUUUUUCAACAACAGGGGUGCUGGGUCUGGUCAAGGAGGUGAUGCUGGUGAGGGUAAAGAUGGGAAGAAGGCAAAAAAAGAACGAAACCGACCUUUGCCCACACCCGCUCGUGGUCGUGGCAGAAGGAAAGGAAAGGGUCCUGAUGCUGCUUCUAAAUUACCCAUGGUCACCCCACAUACUCGAUGCCGUCUUAAGUUACUCAAAUUAGAAAGAAUUCAUGAUUGGCUGCUAAUGGAGGAAGAGUUUCUCAAAAACUCAAAAGUUCAAACUAAAAUUGAUAAUGAAGAUGAAAACGAUGAAAGAAACAAAGUUGAUGACUGUCGUGGUACUCCCAUGUCAGUUGGUAAUCUUGAAGAGAUUAUCGAUGAUAAUCAUGCAAUAGUCUCAACUUCUGUGGGAAGUGAGCAUUACGUAUCCAUAUUAUCAUUUGUGGAUAAAGAGCAACUUGAACCAAAUUGCUCAGUUCUGUUAAAUCAUAAAGUUCAUGCCGUUGUUGGGGUUCUUAGUGAUGACACAGAUCCCAUGGUGAAUGUGAUGAAACUAGAAAAGGCUCCUCAAGAAACUUAUGCUGAUAUUGGUGGUUUAGAUCAACAAAUACAAGAAAUUAAGGAGUCUGUUGAGCUUCCGUUAACCCAUCCAGAAUAUUAUGAGGAAAUGGGCAUCAAACCACCAAAAGGAGUCAUUCUUUAUGGUCCUCCUGGUACUGGAAAAACAUUAUUAGCCAAAGCUGUGGCUAAUCAAACUUCAGCCACGUUUUUGCGAGUUGUUGGCUCAGAAUUGAUCCAAAAAUAUCUUGGAGAUGGACCUAAAUUAGUUAGAGAAUUAUUUAGAGUUGCUGAAGAACAUGCACCUUCCAUCGUCUUCAUCGAUGAAAUUGAUGCCAUUGGUACUAAACGUUAUGAUUCAAAUUCUGGUGGUGAACGAGAAAUUCAAAGAACCAUGUUGGAAUUACUUAAUCAAUUGGACGGUUUUGAUUCUCGUGGUGAUGUCAAAGUUGUUAUGGCAACUAAUAGAAUUGAAACUCUUGAUCCAGCUCUCAUUCGACCUGGUAGAAUUGAUCGAAAGAUUGAAUUUCCUCUUCCCGAUGAAAAAACCAAGAGACGAAUUUUUACCAUUCAUACCUCAAGAAUGACCCUUGCGGAAGAUGUAAACUUCGAUGAAAUUGUUUUAUCAAAGGAUGACCUUAGUGGAGCAGAUAUCAAAGCGAUCUGUACCGAAGCAGGUCUAAUGGCUCUCCGUGAAAGACGGAUGAAAGUGACCAAUGAAGAUUUCAAAAAAUCUAAAGAAAACGUUUUGUACAGAAAGAAAGAGGGAUCACCUGAAUCUUUGUAUCUUUAGACUAAAAAUAUUUUUUCCCAUUUACUAUAUGAAAGAAAAUAAAUCCAGGGAUAUACAAGAUUUUCUUUUUAACAA